Molecule: messenger RNA, 2277 nt
Organism: Aspergillus affinis
Lineage: Eukaryota; Fungi; Ascomycota; Eurotiomycetes; Eurotiales; Aspergillaceae
Product: transcription factor domain-containing protein
Exons: 2
Coding region: 1-2277 (758 amino acids)
Biological process (GO): DNA-templated transcription
Molecular function (GO): zinc ion binding; DNA binding
Source: RefSeq, a predicted model, not a curated record
AUGGAGCCUUCCAAUCUCACAACUGGCCCCUCGGAGAUUGGUUCCUUGACGGCCCAGUCCUAUGACGAGAGUCAGUUUGUCGGCAGUUCUAGCGGCGUUUUCUUUAUCAAGACCGUUCGACAGGCUUUCUCGCAGAACCUGGAUGGACCGGCUGGCGCUUCAUCUACCCAAGACUUUCCUCAGCCGGAAGAUACUCUUCUCGGCAGUGAUGCUUCGCCUCAUGACAGGCGUUCGAUCCCGGCCUCCGCCAAAGCAUCGCCCGCGGUGACGGAGCCCAAGUCGUCCCUAGGCGAGUGGGAAUAUGAUCCUACCGUGGCGGCGGUCCUGGGGAAUGCUCCGCCGCUGGAAACGGCCCGCCAGCUGAUGAUGGUCUAUUUCAAAGUCUGGCACCCGCUGUUUCCAUUCCUCCACGGGCCGACGUUUCUACAGGCCAUGGAGUUGCUCUACUCAACCGGGGGCCGGAAUAUCGCCCAUUCGCCUUCUUCAGCACAUCGGAGUACCUGCUGGACCACCAUCUUCCAAUGUGUCUUCAACCUGGCUAGCCACCUGCGCCCGGAUCUCCAAUUUCCUGCGGAAUCUCGGGUCGGAUCCCCUAGUAGCAUUCACACCUUGCUCGGCACGCUGACGGGCAGAAAUGAUCUCCCCUCCCUGCAGGCGCUGCUCGCCUCGCAGUUGUAUCUCGUGGCCAAGAUGUCACUCCGCACCGCUUCCACCGUAGGCGGGUGCAUGCUACGCUCCAUGCUGCAUGCUGGUCUCCACCGCUGUCCGUUCCGGUACAGGGAACUCUCCUCGCAUGAUCGCCAGCUGCGCAAGAGAAUCUUCUGGUCGGCUUACGCCAUUGACCGCUAUCUCAGCCAGGCCCUCGGCUUACCGCUGGGGAUCCAGGACUCAGAUAUUGAUGUCUGCGCUUCGGGAGCCCAUGAGAUUCACAUUCCAGGUGCCUAUAAUCGGGAAUGGCCCUCGUUCUUGCCUCCUGCUGCUCCGGCAGCAGAGAAUGUAGCAAGCCCACAUACCGAGAAUCCUAGCUUCAAUGGACCUCGCCAGGAGUAUGACACCACCGUACCCAUGACUCCCACGAGACCGCCAACUUCGGGCUGGCACUCCGAGUCUCACCAACACAGGCGAGAAAUCGCCUUCGCCAGUUAUGUCGAAUCCGGCAAAUUGACCGGCCAAGCACUGGAGCUCUUCCACAAAUCCAUACUCGUGCGCUCCGUCCGGCGCAGCUCCGUGCUCUUCCUCGUCACCGACGUGCACAAAUGGUGGAAUAGCCUCUCCGCCGACCUGCAAGGUGUCCCAACUCCAUCCUUACCGUCAACCUCCACCGAAACUCCCUUCAAUUUCGGUCCAUUCUUCACCGUCCUUUACCAACACCUCAUCCUCCUCAUUCACCGCCCCUCGCUCUCCCUCAGCCCGUCAACCGCGGAGUUCGCCUCCAGCCUCCAGACCUGCAUUGGCGCCGCCAGGGAGAUCCUCUCCGCCCUCAAGACCCAGGUCGAUGCUGGCCAGGCCCUUUUCUGGCCUGGUUACCUGUCCGCAGCCUGGAUGGCCGGGCUGGUACUUGCUUUUGCGUGUCAGUUGCGGCAGUACGUUUUAGAAAAGGCGUCCAGAGAAAUCUCCGAAUGCCUCGACUUUCUCCAUCUGAUGUCCACUCAAUGGGAAACGGCCAAACACUGCCAUCGCGCGCUCUCCUUGCUCGCCCACAACAUCCAUCACCACCAGCAGCUCACAUCUCCAUCUACAACCCCCACCCCCGCCAGCACCCCCUUCUUGCGUAGAGACCUUCCCGGAUCCCAACCAAGGAAACCCCACGAGAGGCAAGGACAAAGACAAAGAGAUAGAUCGCCCUCAACAACGGACCCUAAUAUCGACCCGGAGAACCGAAAACGAAGACGUGUCGAAUCGACCACCGAUUCCCCUCUGCACGACCAAUAUCCUAGCAGAACCAGCCAUGAUGCGCCGGCAUCGAUGACCGCCGGUGGAAAUAGCCAUCAUUACCAGACCGGAACAUCCAUGGCCACCAUGUGUUCUGAGAUCCCGCCUGUCUUGGACAAUCGUCGCCUUGGUGGUGACGACGGCGAGGCAGCGGGGAGGUCCCUAGGAUCGGAUCCGUACCGUACGGCUCUAGACCAGGAUCAGGAUUACGAGGAUCGGCUGUUCUUCCCCGACGGGUCGGCCACCUCGAUGAUGGAUUUCGAUCUGAGUAUGGCGGAUUUGCUGCAGGGAGCGAAUUUUGAUAACUUGGUGGAUAUGUUCGGACAGCAGUAUCCGAGUUUUUGA